This is a messenger RNA of Tauraco erythrolophus (red-crested turaco), 3007 nucleotides long. The record is from RefSeq and is a predicted model, not a curated record. Lineage: Eukaryota; Metazoa; Chordata; Aves; Musophagiformes; Musophagidae.
UUAAGUGAGAGCAUGGACCAUGGAGGAGUUGGCCAAUAUGACCUUGGCAUGGAACAUUGUGAAAAAUUUGAGAUUUCAGAAACUAGUGUAAACAGAGGUCCAGAAAAGAUCCGACCAGAGUGCUUUGAGUUACUGCGCGUACUUGGCAAAGGUGGCUAUGGAAAGGUGUUUCAAGUACGAAAAGUAACUGGAGCGAACACUGGGAAAAUAUUUGCCAUGAAAGUUCUUAAAAAGGCAAUGAUUGUAAGGAAUGCAAAGGAUACGGCUCAUACAAAAGCAGAGCGGAAUAUACUGGAGGAGGUGAAACAUCCCUUCAUCGUAGACUUAAUUUAUGCCUUUCAGACUGGUGGAAAACUCUACCUCAUCCUUGAGUAUCUCAGUGGAGGAGAACUAUUUAUGCAGUUAGAGAGAGAAGGGAUAUUUAUGGAAGACACAGCUUGCUUUUACUUGGCAGAAAUCUCAAUGGCACUGGGGCACUUGCAUCAAAAAGGAAUCAUCUAUCGUGACCUGAAGCCAGAAAAUAUCAUGCUUAAUCAUCAAGGUCAUGUAAAAUUGACUGACUUCGGAUUAUGUAAAGAAUCUAUUCAUGAUGGAACAGUCACACACACAUUCUGUGGAACAAUUGAAUACAUGGCCCCUGAAAUCUUGAUGAGGAGUGGGCAUAAUCGUGCUGUGGACUGGUGGAGUUUGGGGGCAUUAAUGUAUGACAUGCUGACUGGAGCACCUCCUUUCACUGGGGAGAACAGAAAGAAAACAAUUGACAAGAUUCUCAAGUGUAAACUCAACUUGCCUCCCUACCUCACACAAGAAGCCAGAGAUCUGCUUAAAAAGCUGCUAAAAAGAAAUGCUGCCUCACGCCUAGGAGCUGGUCCUGGAGAUGCUGGAGAAGUUCAGGCUCACCCGUUCUUCAGACACAUUAACUGGGAUGAGCUGUUGGCACGAAAGGUGGAACCUCCUUUUAAACCCUUAUUGCAAUCUGAAGAGGAUGUGAGCCAGUUUGAUUCAAAGUUUACACGUCAGACACCUGUCGAUAGCCCAGAUGACUCUACUCUCAGUGAAAGUGCCAACCAGGUCUUUCUGGGUUUUACGUAUGUGGCUCCAUCUGUACUUGAAAGUGUAAAAGAGAAAUUUUCUUUUGAACCAAAAAUACGAUCACCUCGCAGAUUCAUAGGUAGCCCUAGGACACCAGUCAGCCCUGUAAAGUUUUCCCCUGGGGAAUUCUGGGGAAGAGGUGCUUCUGCCAGCGCAUCAAAUACUCAGACACCUGUGGAAUAUCCAAUGGAGACAAGUGGAAUAGAACAAAUGGAUGUGACAGUCUGUGGAGAGGCCUCAGCACCACUUCCAAUCCGGCAACCAAACUCUGGGCCAUAUAAAAAACAAGCUUUUCCCAUGAUAUCCAAACGACCAGAGCACUUGCGCAUGAAUCUAUGACGACACAAUUUUUUUAAGCCUUUGAAGGUGGAAAACAAAGAACGGACAUAAGCCCCUUGCAGUUGAAAUACGAGGGCUUGUAUGGUUUACUUUUAAAAAGUGACAGUAUCAAAGAGUCAGUCAUUGCACAGAGUGACUUGGAAAGCAAAGAAAAAUGGAUUUUUUUUCUGUCAAUCAAUGGUGCAUAAAAAACUUUAGCAAAUGGUAUUGCAGAACUCUAGGCACAUCAUCUAACUGAUUCGCAGUGACAUCUUCUCACCUUAUCAAGGAUUUUUCAGCUUGGUAGCUUGAAACUGACAGUAUUAAGGGUCAGGAUGUUGCUUCAGAAUCACUGGUCUAGUCGUGGAUGUGUCAAGGAGGGUUAGCCCUUUCACUAGGCAACGUCUGAAAUGCCUGUCUGCUUGCGUCUGAGGAAUAAUUAGCAUGCAAGCUUGGUUAAGCUGUUUCCUACAAUGGGGUGGAAUCAAAGGUGAACGAUAAAAUAAUUGGUGUUUCACAUUCAAAACGGAAUGAGUUUUUUAUAUAUAUAAAAAAAUAUAUAUUUUUCAAUAGAUUUUUUGAUUCAGCUCAUUAUGGAAAGUAUCCCAAAAUGAAAAAUGCAAAAUAAUUGGUUGCUGUGAAGAAAGUUAAAGGCUCUAGUUCUGAUUCUUCUCCUCGUGAAACAACAAAUCCAUAAGUGAAUCACUCGAGUUACCAGCUUGGCAAUGUGGGGUGGGAGAGAACUAUUUCCCUUGCUUACCCAGCUGAAAUCCCUGUUCCUGCAAAGACAAAUGGAUCUAAUCAAAUGGCAAUGCUGCUAUGUUCUAGGCUUAACUGGAAGCCAUGGGCUCACAGACACGUCCUGCUUAUUUCAUCCUUGUCCUCAGCAGACAUUUCACUGGGAAAUAUCACUUUUGUAUACGCUAGUCACUUAGGCGGAGAGAGCUCAACACGUUCAGGUUCUUACCCAUGUAAAAGGUCAGGAGAAACUGCAUCAGAGUACAAGGUCAGUAGAAACAUAGGAAAUACCAGAGGAAACAUAUCCAAAUUCUACAUAGUGUAAGGAAAUAAGCCUUUUUAUAACAAGUGGGUAAGAAUUUGAGGAUUAUUAUUUUUUUUUAAAUACAAUUUUGCUUAUGGGAGUUUCCUACCAUUACACAUUUCUAAAUUUAUCAACUUUUUUUUUCUGUGCUGGGGCAAUAAAUUUGCUGAUUGUAUGAGAAAAAGUGUUAAACGGCCUUUCAGUGAAUGUCUUCCACAGUGGGUCAGAACUUUAGCAACUUAAUUUAGGAAACAUGUUCUAAGGACACUAUUUAUGUUUUUGAAAUCGUCACAAUCUGUACAAACGACUUACAGGUACAAAGAAUAAAAUAAAGGUAUCUUUACCUUACUUAAAUACUUCCUGCCUUAAAGAAAGCAUUUCCAUGAACAUAGCUGGUGAAAGGGUUAAUAUCUGCAGAGCUUUACACUAGUUAGAGUGUGUAUGGUGUGUGCGUGUGUGUGUAGAUGAUCAUGCAACUGCAUACAAGUCCUGUCACUUUUUGCCUGCCGCACAUCGCGUUAUCUUUAGUCAGACUGUGCAAGGUCUACUUCUAGU